UGUGCGCGUACAUAUGUAUGUUAUACUGUUGACGUGCAUAUAUAGCCGUGAAGAGGAAAGUUCACCAUAAAAUGCUACCGGCUCAGAAAAUUAUCGGUUUGAAUGCGACAGGAUUAAUACGCGAAAAUGAAAAGCAAUUGUAAUCGGAGAAUGCGUCGUUAACAUUCACUGGUGUGCCUCAUGAACAAACGAGAUGGAUGUUCAAGAGCGAAAAGUUGCGCAGGAUAACGUGAACCUUCAUACUGGUUGGAUUACGCAGCAACCGCCACAGCAGCAGAACUUUCAGCCGGUUGAAAGUACCCAGCAGCAGAAUCAUCUUGUAAGCCAGCAAGUGGAACACAAUUCUGUGGAGCCUUCAAAAAUGACGGAUCCGCGAGAACAUCAGCAACAGCAAUCCCAACAGCACCAGCAAAAUAAAAGCAAUGAAGAGCCAAGGACAAAUUUGAUUAUUAACUAUCUUCCACAGAGUAUGACAGAGAAGGAUCUGUAUAGUUUGUUCGUAACUAUUGGGCCUGUUGAAUCUUGUCGUGUGAUGAAGGAUUACAAAACUGGCUAUAGCUACGGUUUCGGAUUCGUUAAUUAUGCCAAAGCUGAAGAUGCAGCUACAGCCAUAAACACCUUAAAUGGGCUUCAGGUCCAGAACAAAAGGCUAAAGGUGUCUUUUGCACGACCAUCCGGCGAGGAGAUCAAAGAAACCAAUCUCUACGUUACAAAUUUGCCAAGAAACAUAACAGAAAGCCAGAUCGACGAUAUAUUCAGCAAAUACGGGAACAUAGUGCAGAAGAAUAUUCUAAAAGACAAACUCACUGGACUACCGAGGGGUGUGGCAUUUGUCAGAUUCGAUAAACGGGAGGAGGCGCAGGAGGCGAUCGCAAGACUACAUGGCACGAUACCAGAAGGUGGAUCGGAGCCACUUAGCGUGAAAAUCGCGGAGGAACACGGAAAACAAAAGGCGGCGUACUACGCGGGAUGGCAAGCAGGAUACAACCAGAGUAGAGGUGGUGGAGGGGGCGGCGGAGGUGGCGUCGGCGGCGGAGGAGGAAGAGGACGAGGGAUCAGCGGCGGUCCACCUGGAAUGGGCGGAAUGGGAAUCGGCAGCGGCGGCGGCGGCGGCGGCGGUGGUCCAGGUAUGCUCGGUAGAGCAGGUGGAUUCGGACCCCGCGGAGGUGGUCCCCACGGCGGAUUUCUCGGCGGCAGCGGUGGUCCCGGUGCCAUGAGGAUGGAGAAGAUACACCCGCAUCGUUUCAACCCGAUAGGGAUGGGGGGCGGUUACGUGCAGUCGCAUUUCUGGUGACCUAGCGUCGAGCAGCCAGCAGCCACCAAGACACCAUCAUCGGCCACGUACCUUUCUUCGUCUGAACGGAGACAAAAAACCGGCGACGACUGUCGUCGUUCGUAAUCGCUGUCGCCCCCCGUGCGAGCGAGCGAGCGAUCGUGAGGCGACGUUAUGCAUACGGAGCCCCUGUGUGAUCUAGGAUCACAGAAAAAAAAAGAACACACUAAACAUACCGAGAAGGAUCGUCUCAAGCAACCCCCGGAGGGAAGGAUGAUGAUGAUGGACUACGACGACGACAGCGGCCCGAGGAGGAGUAGAGUCGUCGAGAACGACCGGCUCGGCGUGUACAGCUUUACGAACGACGGCGUACUGACUGACAACCGAGUGUAAAUUAUUCUGCGCGUAUAAUAGUAUUUAAUGUUUCUACGUGCCUGUACCAAAGCUCGCAACACCUAGUAUUGUACGUCCA
This is a messenger RNA of Dufourea novaeangliae, 1745 nucleotides long. Its product is annotated as sex-lethal homolog. NCBI's taxonomy places the organism in Eukaryota, Metazoa, Arthropoda, Insecta, Hymenoptera, Halictidae. The coding region runs from base 194 to 1294 and encodes 366 amino acids. The transcript has 6 exons. Gene Ontology annotation, molecular function: RNA binding. The record is from RefSeq and is a predicted model, not a curated record. Gene Ontology annotation, cellular component: ribonucleoprotein complex.